UCAAAAGAGCUUUUAAUCCUGAGUGGAUGCUAUUUAUAUUAUAGUAAAACAAUGAAGAAAACUAAGAGAAUAUGGAAUUAUGAUCAGAGAAUUCUGCAAUACUUUAUUGUGAUGAUUGUUUGGGAAGCAGUUUCUGGGCAGAUCCAUUAUUCCAUUCCUGAAGAGAUGCCAAAAGGUACUUUUGUGGGAAACAUUGCAAAGGAUCUGGGAAUGGAUGGGAAACAACUUUUAGAACAUGGACUUCGUGUCGUCAUUAAUACAGGUACAAUUCAAUAUUUUAUUCUGAAUAUCAACCGUGGACAUUUAGAAAUUUCCCAAUUAAUAGACAGAGAGAAAAUAUGCAAAGAGACAGAAAAAUGCAUAAUAAAAUUCCAGAUCCUUAUUGAAAGUAAACUAAAACUUUAUGGAAUUGAAGUAGAAAUCACAGAUAUAAAUGACAAUGCUCCUCAAUUUCUCUCAAAGGAAUGGACAAUGAAAAUCAGUGAGAUGUCAGCAUUAAAAGAACAAUUUCCUCUAGCAAAAGCUCAAGAUCCAGACCUGGGGAUGAAUUCUGUGCAAAACUACCAACUCACAGGUAGUAACCAUUUUUCUCUGGAGAUGCAAAGAGGCGAAACUGGCACCAAAUCUACUAAACUGGUGUUGGAAAAAUCACUGGACAGGGAAGAGCAAUCAGUUUAUGAUUUGAUCCUUACAGCUUUUGAUGGUGGUGAUCCCAUUAGGUCUGGCACAGUACAGAUUCAUAUCAUUGUUCUAGAUGCAAAUGAUAAUGUACCGGUUUUCAGCCAACACCUCUAUGAAGUGAAUCUUAAAGAGAACCUAUCCAAAGGAUCCACAAUAGCAACCAUAACAGCUAUUGAUAUGGAUGAAGGAAUCAAUGGAGAAGUAAAAUAUUCUUUUGAGGAAAUAAACAAGAAUAAAAAAAUGUUUCUGUUAAAUUCGACUUCAGGGGAAAUUAUCCUUGUGGGGAGCCUUGAUUUUGAAACAUCAUCAACAUAUGAAUUUGAAGUGCAAGCCAUGGAUGGGGGUGGGCUGAGUGAUAGGACAAAGGUUGUGAUUUUGGUUACAGACCUAAAUGAUAAUGCACCUGAGUUAGCCAUGACCUUUGUGAUCAACUCGGUGCCUGAGAACUCUCUAGCUGGAACUGUCAUUGCCAUUUUAAAUGUCCAAGACAGAGAUUCAGGAGACAAUGGAGAGGUUAAAUGCUCAAUUCCCAGCAACCUCCCUUUUUGGCUCAAGAAAACAAUGGAGAGUUUCUACAGUUUAGAGACAGACAAAGCCCUUGACAGGGAACAAUUGCCAACUUACUCUAUCACUGUUACAGCAGUGGAUAACGGGGCACCACCACUCUCUACAUCUGUGGUUAUUUCACUCCAGGUGUUAGACACAAAUGACAACCCUCCACAGUUUUUGGAAUCAAAAUAUACCUCCUACCUUCUAGAAAAUAAUCCAAAAGGUGCCUCAGCCUUUUCCCUUAAAGCAAGUGAUCCAGACUGGGAAGAAAAUGCCAGAAUAACUUACUCCAUCAUUGAUAGCCAAAUGCGGGACUCACCCCUCUCCUCCUACCUCUCCAUUAAUUCUGAGACGGGGACCGUCUAUGCCCUAAGCUCCUUGGACUAUGAGGAGAUUCAAGAGAUUCAGUUCCAGGUCAAGGCUCAGGAUGGCGGAUCCCCAUCACUCAGCUCUAAUGUCUCAGUGACUCUCUUCAUCUUGGACCAGAAUGACAAUGUGCCAGAGAUCCUGUACCCCUCCCCUCCUGCUGAUGGCUCCACUAGAAUAGAGCUGGCCCCUCGCUCUUCUGAGCCAGGUUACCUGGUCACUAAAGUGGUGGCAAUAGAUGCAGAUUCUGGUCAGAAUUCCUGGCUCUCCUAUCAGCUGAUCAAAGCAACAGAACCAGGGCUCUUCACUAUGGGACUCCACACUGGCGAGAUCAGGACUGCUCGGCUUUUUCUGGAGAAAGAUGCCCUGAAGCAAAUCCUGGUGGUUUUAGUGAAGGACAACGGCCAACCACCUCUCUCUGCCUCAGUCACUCUCACGGUUGUUCUGGCUGACAACAUCCCUGAAAUUCUCUCAGAUCUGAGCAACAUCUCAGCUCCUGUAGAUCCUCAGUCAGACCUCACAUUUUAUCUGGUGAUUGGUGUGGUGUUUGUCUCCUGCUUGUUUUUUACAUUUCUCCUUGUCUUAUUGGCCAUCAGAUUGUACAGGUGGAAGAAUUUGAAAUUGUUAGAGUCAGAAAGUGUACAUUUUAGUGGUGUCCCCGUGUCGCAAUUUGUUGGGAUGGAUGGAGUCCGAGCCUUUCUUCAGUCUUACUGCCACACUAUUUCACUCACCAGAGAUUCUAGAAAAAGCCACUGCAAUUUUCAUGAGGAAAACUGUUCAAAUACUCUGACCAAUCAACCUCUAACCUGUGGGGUGAGUGACCCUAUCCUAGCCUGUGGGGAUUUAAGUUUGAAGAAUGAUGAGCAAAUCUUAGUCAAGUGUGAAAUUGGAAGCUAUUACACUAAGAAGGAAAAACAAACAAGAAAGACAAUGACAGUAAUGGAAGCAAGCUACAUAAAUGGAAUAAAGGAGUUCAAUUUGAGGCAAGUACUUUUUCUGUUCAUAUUCUGGGAUUUGGUCAAUUGGGUGAUACCUGAGCAGGUUCAGUACUCACUUUCAGAGGAAAAGGAAAAGAAUUCCUUUGUGGGGAACCUUGCUAAAGAUUUAGAGCUGGAUAUUGAACAAUUACCAAAAUGCAAACUUGCUGUCUCUUCAGAAAAACAAUAUUUUGCUUUCAAUGAGCAAAGUGGUGAUCUAUAUGUGAAUGACAGAAUAGACCGGGAAAAAAUCUGUGGAAACUCACCUAUUUGUAUGCUGCAGUUAGAAGUUGUUGCACAUAAUCCUUUAAAUAUUUUCCACAUAAAAGUUUUCAUCCUAGAUAUUAAUGAUAAUGCCCCAUAUUUCCGAAAGAAAAAUAUCAGUCUCAAUUUGAGUGAGUCUCAUUUGCCAGAAGCUCGAUUUGCUCUAGGAAAUGCUGAAGACGAGGACAUUGGAAUCAACGCCCUUCAAGAUUAUCAUUUGAGCUCAACCCCAUAUUUCAAGCUAGAGGUUCAAGAGAGCAAAGAUGGUGGCAAAUAUGCAGAAUUAAUUUUGCAAAAGCCAUUGGACAGGGAGAAAGAGCACACACACCACUUGAUUCUUACAGCUUCAGAUGGAGGACAGCCAGUGAAAACUGGGACUCUUAACAUAGAAAUCAAUGUUAUUGAUAUAAAUGACAAUCCACCAGUCUUCUCCCAGGCAACUUACAAAACAAGUCUGAAAGAGAAUACACCUAGAGGGACUUCUGUGCUUCAAGUAAAAGCCUCUGAUAGUGAUGAAGGGUCAAAUGCUGAGAUAUCUUAUAUUUUCUGGGAAAAUCCAGAAAAUGUGAAUCAGAAAUUUAUUCUGGAUCCCACUGAUGGAACAAUUUCACUUAAGGAAAGCAUUGAUUUUGAAGACAGAGGAAGCUAUGUGAUGAUAAUACGGGCAAAUGAUGGAGGUGGACUAGUUGCACAUUGCAAUGUAGAGAUUGAGGUUCUUGAUGAGAAUGACAAUCCUCCAGAAGUAAUUAUUACAUCUCUAUCCAGCCCCAUUCUUGAAGAUAUUCUACCUGGAGCAGUGGUUGCCCUCAUCAAAGUCCAUGACAGAGAUUCUGGACUUAAUGGAGAAGUCACCUGUUACCUAAGGGAAACUGUACCUUUCCAGGUGGUCUCAUCAUCAGAUUACUACUUCAAACUCCUCACAGAUGGCCCCCUUGACAGAGAAAAAACACCAGUGUAUAACUUAACAAUUACAGCCACAGACCAAGGCAUACCUCCUCUUUCCACAGACAAAACCAUCUCAGUACCAAUUUCAGAUAGCAAUGAUAACCCUCCAGCAUUUGAAAAACUUUCCUAUGUUGCCUACAUUCCUGAGAACAACCCAUCUGGAAUGUCUAUUUUCCAGGUUAAGGCUUUUGACCCAGAUCUGGAUCGUAAUGCCCAAAUCACCUAUUCCAUUCUUAACAGCAAUGUCAAGGACCUGCCUCUCUCCUCCUAUGUUUCAAUUAACUCUGAGACUGGAACUCUCUACGCUCAACAAUCUUUUGACUAUGAGCAGCUCAGAGAUUUCCAGCUGCAAGUUCAAGCCCAGGAUGAAGGCUCUCCAUCUCUCAAUAACAGUGCCACAGUCAAAGUGCUUGUACUGGAUCAGAAUGAUAAUACUCCCCAGAUCCUGUACCCUUCCCAAACAACUCAGGGUUCAUCGUUGUUUGAGAUGGUACCUCGCUCAGCCGAUUUGGGUUAUUUGGUGACAAAAGUCGUGGCUGUGGAUGCUGACUCUGGGCACAAUGCCUGGCUCUCUUUUCAUCUCCUGCAGGCCACAGAGCCCUCACUCUUCAUCAUCGGCUCCCACACGGGAGAGAUCCAAACAGCUCGAGCAGUACUUGAGAGAGACAUUACCAAACAGAGGCUGGUCAUCAUGGUGAGGGAUAACGGACAGCCACCUCUCUCGGCCACCACUAGUCUCAACAUGGUCUUUGCUCAGAACUUCCAGGAGGCUCUUCCUGAAAUGAAUGCCCAACCUAAUAACUCAGAGGAUCAGUCCAAGCUCCAGUUUUACUUGGUUCUGACUUUGACUUUGGUAUCCUUUCUGUUCCUGGUGGCAGUGAUUUUGGCCAUUUUUAUGAAACUUCAAGGGUUGAGGAACCCCACUUUUUUUCAGUGCCUCAUUCCUGAUUCUCAUUCAAAGACUGGAACUGUAUUUCUUCCAAAUUAUGAAGAUGGGACUUUGCCUUAUUCUUAUCAGAUCUGUUUAUCCACUGAGUCCAGGAGAAAUGAACUGACUUUUCUGCAACCCAAUGUCCAAAUAGUGGAGAAUAUUCUUUGCGAGGAUAAACCUGAUACCUCUGUUAUGGUCAGUGAAGGUAACAUUUUUGAUUCUGGAAAGGGCAUGCAAGCACAACCUAACACAGACUGGCGUUUUUCUCAGGCUCAGAGACCAGGAACUAGUGGAUCUCAGAAUGGAGAUGAAAAUGGAACUUGGCCAAACAAUCAGUUUGAUACUGAAAUGCUUCAGGCUAUGAUUUUAGCAUCAGCAAAUGAAGCUGCUGCUGCCGCUGCAGCUAAUCCAGAUGGAAAUUCUACUCUGGGAGGAGGAGCAACAGCAGGUACCAUGGGGCUCAGCACCAGGUAUGGCCCCCAAUUCACCCUUCAACAUGUUCCUGAUUAUAGACAGAACGUGUAUAUCCCUGGGAGCACUGCUACCCUCUCCAAUUCCGCUGGCAAACGUGAUGGAAAACCAGCAGCCUCUGGAGGGGGAAAUAAGAAGAAGUCAGGAAAGAAAGAGAAGAAGUAGGACCCACAGGAUAACACAACCACUUCCACGUAAAUCUAAAGGGCAGACUCUUCCAGCACUCCCCCAGUUCAUAGCCUAGGAUGGAAGAUGAAUGUGAAUUUGUGGUUAAAAUUUUUUUAAAAUAUGGAACAUUGUGAAUGUACAUUGUUGUUGUCAUCUAAGUUUAUGAGUAGAUGUACUGCUGUUAUUCAUGAAGAAAAAUAUCUGAAUAAUAACAAAUACAGUGUAUACUCUUUUGAGGAUAGUGUAAUAUGCAAGGGUGUCAGAUCUUUGAAACAUUUUCUUUCCUGAAGAUCUGCAUCACCAACAAAAUUUAGGAUGGGCUCUGCUCAUUGUAAAUAAUUAUUCUGAACAGAGUUUUUUAUUUAUAUAAGUUCCUCCAUUUUUACAAAAAUUCUCACUUUUCCAAAUUUUGAUAGAAGUUCUUGGGGGGGAGGGUUAGACAUCAUUUCAGCUGGAAUCCUUGUUAUGAUAUUGAUAGGGAGUGCUUUAAUUCCUGCUUUGUUUUAAAAGAAAUGUGUAUCCUGUAUUAUUAUAAGAGAAUGAGAUUCAGCUACAUUUAUCUUUUUUACAAGUUUAACCAAUGAUGGCCAGAAAAAAAUUAAACUGAUAUUGUAAUUUCUAAGAAGCAAGGAGUGCAUUGCAAUGGGAAAAUUUUCACGCACAGAACAUGUCUUAGAUAUAAGCAAAACAGAGAACACUGCCACUCAUGACUGAUUUACAGUGAUCUCUAAAGAGGCAACACAUCUCAUCAUAGUAUAUAUGUACUAAAUGUUUUCUAGAAAAAGUUGAAGAAAAAAGUCAUUCACUUGUGAGCAUAGUGAACUACUGCUCCUUUGCUUGACUCCUGAGGGAGAUGUCUUUGUUAACUGGAUGAGCUCUGCUGAUCUUAUAGGUAGAACAUUAAAAAUAGAAUGCUUCACAUUUUUCUGCACAUUAAACUGCAUGCAAAUCACUUCACAUUUACAGGACAGCUGACUUCACACCCAAGUUUGAAUUGGGAAAUUUAUUGCAUGACAUGAACAGCAUGUUAAUAUGCUCUCAAGUGCCCACAUCAGCACUGUCUAUGAGUAAAGUUCACAAACAAGAUGCAUUGCCCUUCCUCAGAGAGAUUGGGAAGCUUGUGUAUUUCAUUUCUCUGUGCAGUAUAGCCAAAAAAUAAUGUUGGUUUUUUGGUCUUCACAAUUUGAUAUUAAAUAGAAAGUGACUGAUUUGGGACAGCUAAGGGACCAGGUCCAAUUAAGGUAUACUGGAAUUAGAACUGAACAAAUUGCAAAGCCAAUCACUUUAUUCCUGAACUUUUAUAAAUAUUAAACAAAUGACAUUGUAUUGAUGCAAUCAGGCAAUUUGAGACUCCUACCACUAACUCUUCUUGGAUAUGAAUAGACCUUAAAAUAUUAAAAAUACAAUUUGUGUUACUGUUUUGAAAUUGCUAGAUUUACUCUCUUAACUGCAUCAUUUCAUAGCCUAGUAUGGAAAAGAAGUAGGAUUUCCUAACUCUGGCCCAUUUGAUAAUGUAAUGGCACUCUGAAUCAGGUGCGAAAUUGUAAUGUUACUUGGCAACAUUGGUUGUCUUUCUAGAUAUAUUGUAGGUUUCCUGUACUAUCUCAUGGUUUUCUUUAUUGCAACAAAAGAGCCAUAAAGAAUCAGAGGAGCAUAUUUCCAACAUGGAGGGCGAACCACUUAGUCCAAGAACUUUUUUUACAUUGUAAUAAAUAGCUUGCUUGAAAUAGUCAGAACAGGUCAGUCUAUGACAAGUUUCCGAAGUUGCCUCCCAAACUGAUUGGCUAUGUUGUUGUCACUGCUAAGAGCAUUUUAUGAACUAUUUGAUGCUUUCCCUGUGUCUAGAAAGUAGGACUUGUCUACAAGACGUUUUUAUCUACAUAUGGAUUUUAUAGUGAUCCCAAACCCUUCUCCAUCAACUUUUUCUUUGGUGACUGCAUUAGAAACAGUUUACAUAGUUAGCGAAAUAGACAACAAACUAGUGGGAUGUUCUGUAGCAUGAGCCACAUUUAAAUGAAUGAGAGCACAAUAGUUUUCUUGUCACACAGCUCCCAUUUAUCUCAAUGCAGUUUGUGCAGGUACACCUCUGCUGUGUUGUGCCUAAAGCUUCUUAUGUAAUCAAGUAGUUAACAUGUGACCUUUCCCAAAGUACUGUAGAUGAAUCUUAGUUAAUCUUGUUUAUUUUUUCAUCUACACCUGAAAAUAGUGUAGCAGUGUGUAGUGAUGUGUGUUUUUUAUUUGUUUAAUCUUAGUAAUUGAGUAGUGGACAUCAGUAUUUUAUAUUCUUUUGGAUCUUCUUCAUGUGUGUUCAUUGUGCUUUUAACUGUAUGUGAAUUGAAACACACUUACUUGUCCCUCCAAUGUGUCUAAUAUUGAGCUAUACUUAUAUAUUAUAUAUAUGCUUAUAUUCUUCUUAUAUCCAUGUAACUGAUAUUGAUGUGUUAACACGCAAGUUUUAUACUCUAAUAUUUAUAUUGCUUUUUUCUUUGAGAAAAAUAAAAUCUUUCUUCUGA
Molecule: messenger RNA, 7865 nt
Organism: Pantherophis guttatus
Lineage: Eukaryota; Metazoa; Chordata; Lepidosauria; Squamata; Colubridae
Source: RefSeq, a predicted model, not a curated record